UCGCUGUGUUCACAGGAGGCGACCGCCACAGGCAUUCACCUCCGUACCGGAGGAAGAGGGUAAAAUCCGAGGGUAGGGCGGCACGUUCGCGCACUCACGUUUCAGGCAUAAUUUUUUUAGGAGGUAUUGUCCAUGCAUAGAGAGAACAUAGAGUAAACUAGUAGGUGUUCUGUGGUAACCUUUUAUACAUUACUCUAUAAUAGAACUACUUCCUGUUUUGUGAUUGCUGCCGAAGUUCUCAGCUUCGGAGUGAACUACACGGAAUUAUAGCUUAUGCAGCCAGACUUUGAAAUGUCCAUGUGAACGCCUCGAAAUUAAGCUGUUCGAAGUACCUAAUGGGACUGUUUGGAAAAACGCCAGAGCGAUCGCCGAAAGAACAGGUGCGAGAAUGGACUUCAAAGCUGAGAAAAGAAGGUUACCAGCUGGAUCGCCAGAUCAGAGCUAUUCAGAGACAAGAAGAAGGUGUCAAGAGGUCUUUGAAAGAGGCGGCGAAAAAGAAUGACAAGGAGGUUUGUCUCAUACUUGCUAAGGAGGUGCUUCGUGCUCGCAAGGCUAUCAAUCGCAUCCACGCUUCCAAGGCACAGCUAAACUCAGUCGUGAUGAGCAUGAACCAUCAGCUUGCUACCCUUCGGUUGGCCGGCUCAAUGCAAAGAAGCACCGAGGUUAUGAAGAGCAUGCAGCAGUUGAUCAAAGUGCCCGAAGUAGCACAGACGAUGCGAGACCUGUCGAAGGAAAUGAUGCGAGCAGGAAUAAUAGAAGAAAUGUUGGAUGAUACCAUGGAAGGCCUUGAUGACCAGGAUGACUUGGAAGAAGAGGCACAGGAGGAAGUCGACAAAGUCUUGUGGGAGCUGACCGCAGGUCAGCUCGGCAAGGCCCCAACUGCAGUCACAGAGUCCUUACCAUCGGAAGACAUCCAAGAAGCUGGUCCGUCAUCUGCUGUAGCAGAAGACGAAGAUGACGUGACCAAGAUGCAAGAGCGAUUGCAGGCCUUACGGAGCUGAAUUGUAGCUGGCCUGUGGCUUGUACACAAAGUAUGGUUGUUACUACCAUUUGCCAUGCUGUCAUAGUUGCUAUUUCUUGUUCACUGCUUGCUGGCAACUUGCGAACCUGUGAAGUACCUUUGUGCUUCCUCAGGAUGACAGUGUCCGCAACUCAUGUGCUUUCACUGCUAUUAAGUGUGACAGAGCCACUAUUGUGUGGUUCUGGGUAGUGGAACAUAAAUCAAGCUCCCUCCCCUUUGAUUGUUGCUCUUACUUUUGAGCAUCAAUACCAGAAAAAAUUAAAAUAGCCAUAUUUCUGUAUAGCUUCUUAAGUUGAGGCCAUUCCCAGGACACAUUUGGUCGUUUCGGAGCGCCACUAAUUGACAAAGGACAAUUGUGAUAUUCACACUUGAGCAUCACAAUACCACAAAAAGUACCAAGCACAGGGUCUUUCAGUGCCAGGACAAGGAACAAGGGCAUUCUGUGCUUUUUAGGUCUCGACAGCUCUUGCAAGUAUCUAUGUAACCACUGCUUUUCAUAAGCUAGCAAUCCUUGCUGGGGGGAGAUCCAUCAUUGUGAUGAGAAAAAGAGAGAAUUUAUUUACAGAAAGGUAGAGAGGCUGGCCUGAGCUAUAGUGACAAUUUUUGAAACUCUCAUGGGCCUUUUUCAGAUAGGUAGUCUGGGCGUUGACGUCGACAAGGCACGCGUCAUAAGUUUUAGUGGCUGAAUCGCGACAAAUGUAGACCAAAAGACAUCUUGUGUCACAAACUUGCAAAUGCUUCUGCUCAAGGCAGGUCGAUGUCCUACCAACGCGUUGUGGAAAAUUUCGGAGGCCAAGGGCCACCAGUUUCAAUUGUUGGUAUCUCUACUCGAGGUGCUUUGCAGACCCAGAAAAGGCCCACUGCGUUAAUUGUUGCAGUGGAACAAUAGUACAAUUCUGGGUAGUGGAACAUUGAUUGCAGAUCAAUCAAGGUUACCUUUCAAGACGCACGCGCAGUGGCAGCGACAGCACCUCAAGGGUUCGCGGUGCGCUAUUUUGUGGAGACAUAACCUUUACUUCUGCGUGCGUGUGUGCAUGGUAUGUGCGAUAAAACUGGUAGAUCCAUCGUGCGCUCGCUGGCGUUGUGGCGUGAGCAGUGAUCCUCUGCAAGAGCGAAAGUCAAGGGCAGACUAUAUUCGCCGCAUGUUCAGACCUGUUCAGACCGCAUGUCUUUCGACUGGUCGCCCGGCAGAAGAGGCGGGCAUCUUGCGCUUUUGCACAUACAUUGCUGUCACGUGGCAAUGCUUUUUUUUAAGGAUCAAAAUUGUAACGCAAUUACAACUGCUUGCCAUGCCUCAAUCACCGCACGGCAUUCCGAUUCGCUGCGGCAAAGCGGCGAGCCGCAAAAAAUUGGUCGUGGAAUAAUCAGCCUUGCCACCUGGUUUUCCUCCAGUUUUUGCCACCUAGAGAGGUUGUUUUCCUCAAUUUCCGCAUUGCCGUUUUGGCUGCCCCGUCUUUGGUGUGAAAAUUGCAAUACCGGAAAAAAGAAAAAUGGCUGUGGUUGUGUGCAGCUUCUUAGAUCAAGACAGGCAAGGUCAAGUAGCCACAUUUUGUCAUUUUUGAGCAUUACAAAUAAACAUACAUUACACUUAGUGACAACUUUUCUUGGCACUAAAGGGAAAGCUAUGGAGGUGGAACUUCUGCACAUUUAGCACUUAGCACUACGCAAAGUAGUCCGUUAUGGCCCGCUUCUCGUAACGCUGCGGAAAGUGAGGGGGGCGCACCAUCUGCGUUUUAUGUAGGCGCAGACGCCGCUUAGCGUUUGAGAUGCACGUAAAAAGGCGAGACUUUCUCACGCAUUCAAAAACGCUAAGUCACAACUGUUAAAUCGAAAGAAUUACAAAAAUAUCUUACUGGUGUGAGCUGCGUCCCAUCUUGUAGAAAAUAAAGGAGGAACAUUUAUAUAUCACGUUGAAAAUAUGGUCAGAUGUCUGUGCAUGAAAUUGAGCACAGGUCAGUAUAGUUUUUCAAAUGUCAUAAGCAAGCCAAAAAACGUUUCAAUUUUAUACAUAACCUAACCUAUACAUUCACUGGCGGUAGGAUUUAAGCAAUUUGGCUCUGUAGCCUUCGCUCCAAUGCCCAGAAAAGUUGUCGCCACGUAUAGAUAACACAGAGGCGUGCCAGAACAGGUAACAAAGGCAUUCUGUACAUUCGUGGUCUCGAUCACAUCUUUUCAUGGCAAUGUCAUAAAGUAAUGCAUGCUAGCAAGUAGCACCACUAUUUCAAUUGCAGCAAAGCACACUAAGCAUAGAGGCUUCUAGUGCCACAACUAGCAAUGGGGGCAUUCUGUGCAUUUUUGGUCUCAAUGGUUCACUGCUGCUCUCGACGAGCUAGCAGUUUCUUAUUGGAGGCAAUUCAUUCACUGAAAUCGUCACACUUGUGGCUUCGCUACUAUAUGGCUUCAUAUGACUAACUGCCACUGUCCUUUUCAUCCAGAAAGCAUGGAUUUACACAGCCGCGUCAGGGAACUCAGCCUUGUCGUUCUGCGAAGGCUAUAAUUAACAAGUUCAGCAUCGGGAACAAAAAGAUUGCCACAAUAAAGUUUAUGCCCCUUCAAGGGCUGUUGAGGUUGCAAUAUCUAUGAACAUGUGUGGUUCUACCAGCAGACUUUUCCGCUGAAGCAGAGGAGCAGCCUGCUUGAGCAAUGGCAGUUCCAGUUUUCUAGUUUUAUUCAUUGCUAGAGUUGAACUUUCACUAAUAAUAUAUUGACAAUGAACAUUUGCAAGCCUUAGGUUGUCCAUUCUGCAGACUUGUGCACUGUUGAAUAAAAGUUGGUCUUCAAUG
Rhipicephalus microplus (southern cattle tick) is the source of this 3804-nucleotide messenger RNA. RefSeq names its product vacuolar protein sorting 24 (gene Vps24). The record is from RefSeq and is a predicted model, not a curated record. NCBI's taxonomy places the organism in Eukaryota, Metazoa, Arthropoda, Arachnida, Ixodida, Ixodidae. Gene Ontology annotation, biological process: vacuolar transport.